Didymodactylos carnosus is the source of this 1236-nucleotide messenger RNA. NCBI's taxonomy places the organism in Eukaryota, Metazoa, Rotifera, Eurotatoria, Philodinida, Philodinidae. The record is from the annotation of a GenBank genome assembly.
AUGAAUAAUCAACAGCAUAACUUAUCGAAUGUCACAUCAGAAUAUGAUGAAGCAAAUUGUGUAUUGGAUUCAUCAUCAUCAGUGAAUAAUUACAAUCCGAUUGCCAUGAUCAACAAGGAAAUUAACUCCGAAGAGUGUCGUCAACUGCUAAAGAAAGUUGACGCAAUGCGAGAGAUCUUGCAAAUGGAAAAGAUUUCACUUCCACAAAUCGUUGUUGUUGGCGAUCAAUCGGUAGAUGAACGACAAAUCAUCGCCGUAUCGAAAAUCGAUAAACACGACAAAGGCAUCGCAGAAAAACUGCAAGGAAUAGGACCUGGAUCUCUCUCUCUCUCGUUGGGGUGCGUUGCUGUUCUCAAUCGUAAACAAGAGGAAAUCGAUGCAAAAGUUUCGUUUGAAGAAAUGAGACGACGAGAAGAAAAAUUCUUUCAAACCAAUCCAGCCUUCGCUGACGUACCUAAAGAAUAUUUAGGUAGCCGAGAAUUAAUCAAAAAAUUAGUUUCGAUUCAACAAGAUAGAAUUCGAUUUACGCUGCCACUAGUGAUCGAAGGAGUCAAAGAAAAAAUUCAAAUGAAACGAGAAGAACUUAAACAGAUUCCAGCAGCGAUUUUGACGGAAACGGACACGAGAAUUGCUUUCAACGAAAUUCUCCGAAACUAUCGUACAGCUGUUGAACAACGUGCGAAAGGAGACUACGAAAUCAAAUCUGACCAAGUGACGGAGGCUUUCGAUCCGCAGGCGCGUGAUAAAUGGGAUCAUCGAAUCGCCUAUCAUCUUAAGAUGAUCGGAAAAUGGGCUUCGAAUGAGAUUCAUAAGAUUUUAUCGAGUUUUUCUUCACAAAAUCAGGGUGCCAAAGUGUUGCAAUCAAUCGAGGAGAAUUAUGGCGGUGGUUUACCGAAUUUUCCAUCGUCCAAUAUUAUUCAACAGCUGUAUCAGCCGUAUCAUAAAAAACUUGAAACGCCCUGCAAAUCUCUGGUUGUUUGGGUCGAACAAUACAUGACCAGUUGUCUUGCUUAUAUUUUGGAGACAGUUUUACCUGCAGAGGCGAGUUAUAAAGUGCCUUUGUCCCGUGAGUUGAAUAAAAUAAUCAAAGGUGUUAUAGAAAACAGUAAAGAAAAGUGCAUGGAAAACGUCGAGCAGAUGUUAAAAAUGGAAGAGAAGGUCUUUACUGUCAAUCCGUACUACAUGGCGAUCUUUAAGAAUAUGAAAACCAGCGAAAGUCAGUCAAAUCUUCAUUAA